This is a messenger RNA of Babjeviella inositovora NRRL Y-12698, 1195 nucleotides long. RefSeq lists its product as uncharacterized. Gene Ontology annotation, cellular component: intracellular anatomical structure. The record is from RefSeq and is a predicted model, not a curated record. Bases 169 to 1107 code for a protein of 312 amino acids. The transcript has a single exon. Gene Ontology annotation, biological process: nitric oxide catabolic process; cellular response to nitrosative stress. Gene Ontology annotation, molecular function: heme binding; FAD binding; oxygen binding. NCBI's taxonomy places the organism in Eukaryota, Fungi, Ascomycota, Pichiomycetes, Serinales.
CAUGUGCGUAGAGCCCCUAGCAGCCUAUCAGCAGAGCAGGGUUCCAACAAACAUGUCUCUUGCAAAAGUAUAAUCUCAUACAGACGGUCUUGGGGUAUAAAUAAACGCAAGUAUCUCACGCCAAACCAACCAACGCAAAUCAGGAAUAUAAAACUACACAACGUUGCUAUGGCUUACAACAUUCAGACCGCACGAAUUCCAACCUCUUUGUACCGCCAACCAUCCAGUUCUAUCAAAAAUGACAACUCUUCAAACGAUGAACUUUUCAGUUCAAGUCCGAGCUCAGUUUCCAGCCACAACAAAUCGAUGGAUAAUCAAACCACUGCCAGGGACUUUGAAGUAAAAUUGUCCAGAGUUACAGUGAAUUUUACCCCCGCCGAAAUUGCCACUCUCAAAGCCACUUGGUCGAUGGAAGCAAAGGACACCAAUAGUGGGGACAUUGCUGACCCCAAAAACACCCUAUUUGGAACUACUAGCUUCUGGGAGCAUGUGUAUAGCCUCGUGGGAGAGGAGCAUCCCGAAGUUGUGCACCUGCUCCCCCCGAUCACCCACCAGACCCAGGCCUUCUCAGGUAUGGUUUACCUCUGUAUAAGCAACUUGGACAAUCUCUCCAGGCUAGAUGAGUAUUUGGCAAGCUUAGGAAGGAGACAUAGUCGAGUGUUCAAUGCUCUGCGGCUCCACUUCGAAGCGAUGGGCUCAGGGGUGCUUAAAUCGUUGUAUAACCACUACGGUGAAGCUUUUACCGCGGAUAUAUCCGAUGUAUGGGCCCGAUUUUACUGUUUCCUUGCCAACUCAUUGCUCCAGGCCUCACUUUACGACCCAGUCAUGUCUCAAGAAAAACUCACCUUCCCUGCCGUGAUGAAAGAUAAUACAAUAAUCCAUAGGGCUCAGGUUGAGUCUGAGUCCAGAAAGAACAUGGCUAGUGCUGAAGGGGAUGUUUCGGAGAAAAAUAGAUCGGGGAGGGAAGGUGGAGACCGAGAAGUUACGGCCUUCCGGGCUAGGCAGAGACAGAUUGGUUCGUUUGCAUCUAGAUUGUUUGCGCGUAGAGAAUCCCAACUCCGGCUCCAAAGCCCCGCCACUACACCCGUCCCAUACAAUCAGGUUUGAGUAAUUGCAUAGAAUAAUCAAGCUUUCCACCUAGUUAUUUCAGACACAUAGCAAAGUCACAAUCCGGCGAGCACCAGAUUCAAUUUAA